AUGGGCGCCGCCGCGUGGGCACUGCCGCCCCUGCUGCUGCGUGAGUUUCUCCUGCUGCUGCUUCUGCCGCUCCCGGGGCUGGCCGCGGGCUCCUGGGACCCGGCUGGUUACCUGCUCUACUGCCCCUGCAUGGGGCGCUUUGGGAACCAGGCUGAUCACUUCUUGGGCUCCUUGGCCUUUGCACAGCGCACCUUGGCUGUUCCUCCUUGGAUCGAGUACCAGCAUCACAAGCCUCCCUUCACCAACCUCCAUGUGCCCUACCAGAAGUACUUUAAGCUAGAGCCCCUCCAGGCUUACCAUCGAGUCAUCAGCCUGGAGGACUUCAUGGAGAAGCUGGCACCCACCCACUGGCCCCCCGAGAAGCGGGUUGCCUACUGCUUUGAGGUGGCAGCCCAGCGAAGUCCCGAUAAGAAGACGUGUCCCAUGAAGGAAGGAAACCCCUUUGGCCCAUUCUGGGAUCAGUUUCAUGUGAGUUUCAAUAAGUCAGAGCUUUUUUCAGGCAUUUCCUUCAGCGCCUCCUACAAAGAACAGUGGAUCCAGAGAUUUUCUCCAAAGGAGCAUCCAGUGCUUGCCCUACCGGGGGCCCCAGCCCAGUUCCCUGUCCUGGAGGAACACAGACCACUCCAGAAGUACAUGGUAUGGUCAGACGAGAUGGUGAGGACGGGAGACGCCCAGAUCCGCGCCCACCUUGUCCGGCCUUACGUGGGCAUCCAUCUGCGCAUUGGCUCCGACUGGAAGAAUGCCUGCGCCAUGCUGAAGGAUGGGACCGCAGGCUCACACUUCAUGGCCUCCCCGCAGUGCGUGGGCUACAGCCGCAGCACGGCUGCCCCUCUCACCCUGACGAUGUGCCUGCCUGACCUGAAGGAAAUCAGACGGGCCGUGAAGCUCUGGGUGCAGGCACUGAAUGCCCAGUCGGUCUAUAUCGCCACUGAUUCUGAGAGUUAUGAGCACGAGAUCCAGCAACUCUUCAAAGGGAAGGUGAAAGUGGUGAGCCUGAAGCCUGAGGUGGCCCAGAUCGACCUGUACAUCCUCGGCCAAGCCGACCACUUUAUUGGCAACUGUGUCUCCUCCUUCACCGCCUUUGUGAAGCGGGAGCGGGACCUGCAGGGGAAGCUGUCCUCUUUCUUUGGCAUGGACAAGCCCCCUCAGCUGCGGGACGAGUUCUGAUUCUGGCUGGAGCAUGAGCUGGUCCCUCUAGCCAGGCCUGGCAACCAAAGGCACUUCCAGGGUCACAGGCUCCUCUCCCAGAAUGCCUCCCUCCCCAGAAUCCAAGCACCUCUUCUUGCCUUCAGAGAUGGAGAAAAGUACCAGGGCCUCCCUGGAGAAGGGAGACACUGCACUUCCCGGGGCACAGGCCCACCAAGCUCCUAAAAGCCAGAGCAUCCCCCAUCUCAUGUGCUUCCUGCUGUUUCUCAUGGGAACCUGUCCCAUGGCAGAGCAGUCGAUCUCUGUCUUUUGCUCUGCCCUGCUCUUAGCAGCCCGGAAUGCUGAACUCUCUUCAGAGAGAUUUCUUCCAUAGAGAGAUUUUUAUAGUUUUGAUAUGAGAUCAUGACCACCUUAGAACUCACCUUCAUUUUGAAAUAUCAGUGAAAUCCAUUAAUAUAGGUUCACCUAAAGUGACCUUAACUAAAUGUGCAUGAGGCCAAGGCUAGGGUGGGUCUUUUGGCUACUUUUCCGGAUGUCCCCCAAAAGUGACCUUCAUUCCUAUCCCUACUUCCUGGUCAGAGACAUCAUUGUCCCCUACUUCCUGGGCCAGUUCUGGGGUUUGGGACAUCAACACUCUCCACCAUGAAAAUUACGCAGAUGGAGCAAGUGAUCCGUCACGGGCCAUGCAGCGAUCUGAGGGCAGCUGUGUGCACGGUUCCUGGCGAGGCGUACAUGCCAUCAGCCAGACCACCAUGGUGUUGCUUUCAGUCUUCUGGUGGCUGGUAAACCAUGCAGACCUGGCACCUUCAGGUCCCAGGAGGCAGCACUGGGGGCCAGGGCUUCCAUGCAUGGUAGGAUCCCUCUGAAACUCCCCUGCUGAUCUCUUGCCAGAAGGGCCUGCUUGGUAGGAUUUUGUUAGGUUGGAAUCCAAAGCCUGUUCUCGCUCCUGUAGCUGCAGCCCUCAGAGCACAUUCCCGCAGGGGAGUAUCUGCUGUAACUACACAGACGAUGCCCAGGACCCAGCAGCCGUCAGAAUCCCCACUUCGGAAACCCCAUCCCAUCCGGUUGUCUCCGCCAGUGCCAUGAGGCUUAAGGUGUUACACGUCAUAAGUUCUUUGUCUCUCAGAUGCUGCUGUUGUAAUGAUCCAUGACUCACACCUGAGAGCCUAUGAGUUUUUAAAUCUUGCCAGAGGGCGCAUGCUCUGGAAGAGCAGAAGAGACAAAGUGAGAACACACCUCAUGGGGGUUCGUGGCACCACAAUCCCUUCUCCAUUUCUCCUUCCACUUGGGAUUUGGGGCACAUGCACAUGUGUGCAGCGUGUUUCUCAUGCGACCAGGUCCCCGACUCAAACUGGACAGUCGACCAUGUGAGAUCCAGCUGCCUUAAUCACCACACCACCGGCUGGCCCGAGCCUAUGAUUUUCAACCUUGUGGCUCUGAAAUGCCAUGUCUGACACCUGCAAAUCUCUUCCCUGCCACCUAAUCUCACUCAGCUUGUGAUCCUGGAAAGAGAGUAGAACCUCUGCUGAGAGCCAGGCCCAGAGCCCCACGCAGGAGCAUCUCCCUUGACUAUCUUUGGUUCAGAAAUGCUUUUUAUGUCGGGAACAGACUGGGGCAGAGGGCAGAGGGCAUCAAGGAUAUCAGUUGCCAAAGUCAGCAUUUGUUGCUUAGAGCUGCUGCCCUACUCUCAGUGGGAGGAACUGGACAGGAAGGGCUUUUGUAUUACUCUCUUGGAAAACAGUGAAGUGUUUUAUGUUCUGGGAGGACUCUGAGAGAUGGUUUAUCUGUCCAGACUUGCUCCCAGGGCUCAUGCAGAAAAAGCCCCAGACAAUCAAGCCCAUGCACCGCCUGCCUCUGUCCGGCUGUCGUGAGAGUGUGGCUCCCCGGCUGAUUGCAUUUCUGAUCCCAUUUGCUACCCACAGCCUUACACCAGGCGCAGGCUUCCGAGUCUGGGCUCCAGGGGGCCAUCCACAUCAUCUUGAUAGCUUGUGCUCUGGAGAGAGGGCGUGGGAGAGCUGGUCUGAUUCAGUUGUGUUUUGUAGACAAGCACUUUAUUCUUUGACCCAGUUUCCUCCCCUAUAAAAUGGUGAUAAAACCUGCGGGUUGCUGAAAGGCUCGAAUCAGCUAAAGCGUGUAAGAGCACAUUGUAAACGGGGACGAGACAAAGGCACAUGUGUGGCUGUUGAUUAAUUUGCUUGCCUGCCGUUGCACACCUCCUUCGGCUCGGGCACUGUGCUUGCUACGUGCUUUGUGGGCAUUCUCUUGUUCAGUCCCCACCCUAGCCUAGGAACUGUUAGGUUCCUUCUCUUUCUAGGCAAGAAAAAAUUCCUGCUUGGAGAAUUCUCAUCAUUUUCGCCAGGCCGCCCAGCUGGUGGUGGUAAGCUAAGAUUUGACUUCUCACAGCUAUAGUUCUGGUAGCCAGUGCGCUUCAGAACUUCCAGAUCCCUGUGGGUGCUUUACACCGUGCUGCGUGGGCCCCCUGAGAAAGAAGUCAACAGCCUCAGUUUCCACUGGGCACCUGCUGCGAUCUGCCAUUGCCAGGAUGUUUCAGAAGGGGAAAGAUCACCCCAAGAAACAAAGCCCACGUGAAGCUCACACUCUUCCUUAGUUAUUUAGUUGAACAUUCUUUCAUUCACCAGGUAGGUAUUGCUCACCCAUCGUGUGCAGGCUCUACGCCAGGUAUAAGGGCUUCAGCAGAGAAUCAAACACAGUCUUUGUUUCCGAGGAACUUGCCCUCUAGAGAGUGGACAACAAACGGACGAGACAGUGGGAGGUGUCGAUAAAGUGCUUCGAAGAAAACCAAGCAGUGUGGAGGUGGUUCUGGGUCAGAUAAGGAGCCCAGCCAAGGCCUCGCUGCAGAGCCGCUGUUAGGAGGAAAGGAGCGAGCACAGGUUCAGAUACCUGAAGGCAGCUUAUGCCCAGCAGGGGAAACAGCACCAACACCCCCUGGACCUUUAGAGCAGUGCGGCUGAGGUGACGCUCCUUCCGGGUGGAGGCUGACGUAAGGUCUAGACCUGGCCUUCAGUUGGAGAGAUGUGGGAAGCCUUAGAGUUUUAAACAGAAGAGGGCUGUAAUCUGAUUGACAUUUUCGAAGGAUGCUUUAGCUGGUGUGCAAGGCAAGGUUGGAGAGAGGAAGUGGGAAAUAGAGCAGCGUGGGGCUAUUCCAGGGGUGCAGGCGAGAGGCGAGGGGGCUCAGCUCCCCCUAGGCAAGCACUCAGUUUCCCUCUUCUCCAAAGAGGCAAAGCCCAUUGCAUUGAAGGUAGUGGGGAAUGGAUUAUGGACACACAACGUUGUUUUUAAAUUUCAGUUUCUUUUAAUGAUACACAUCUUUUUAUUGUUUUAAUCAUGCAGCGUAUACAGUGGAAUGCCCUGGGUUUUUAUUUUGGGUUUUUGCUUUCCAUUUGGUAGUCUAUCGUGUUUUCCCUGUUGGUACAUAAUCUGAAUAAUACUUUUAAUGACGUAAAAUGCCCUCGCGGGGUGUUCCACAGUUUAUUGUCUUCCUAUUAUGAGAACUUAGUGUUCCCAAUUUUUCACUAUUGCCGUUUGAAAAAUAUUUUUAUUUGUAAGGGUUUUUCUAUUUAAACAUUUUGUAAGAGAAAUUCCCAGAAUUAGAAUUGUUGUAUCAAAGGCUUAAAAGUAAAGCUUUUUUUUAUUAUGGAAAAAUUCAAAUAUACAUAAAAAUUUAGGUAAUAAAAUGAACUCGCAGUUUCAACAGUUAUCAA
Tupaia belangeri chinensis (Chinese tree shrew) is the source of this 4868-nucleotide messenger RNA. It is a transcript of the gene POFUT1, whose product is annotated as protein O-fucosyltransferase 1. NCBI's taxonomy places the organism in Eukaryota, Metazoa, Chordata, Mammalia, Scandentia, Tupaiidae. The record is from RefSeq and is a predicted model, not a curated record. Gene Ontology annotation, molecular function: peptide-O-fucosyltransferase activity. Gene Ontology annotation, biological process: protein O-linked glycosylation via fucose; Notch signaling pathway; regulation of Notch signaling pathway. Gene Ontology annotation, cellular component: endoplasmic reticulum.